AUGGCAUUACUGCCAUUUCCAGGACAAUCGGAUAGAACAGGCUUAAUACUGGCAGCACAAGCUGAUAAACCCUUGAUACAUGUUUAUUCAUGGCAAAAAGAACAAAUUUAUCAAAAAUUGGUGUGUCCCGAUAAACUUGUUUCACUUGUUAUCUCCAAUAAAGGGUCAUAUUGUGCAGGAGGCACUGAAAAAGGAAAAAUUUACGUGUGGGAGCUAUCAACAGGAAAAUUAUGCAAAGUCUUUGAUGCACAUUAUAGAAAAAUUAAUGUGCUGAGAUUUACUUUCGAUGAUGUGGCUUUAAUAUCCGGAAGCGAUGAUGCUGUCGUGAAUGUUUGGUUGUUGAGCAGUAUUCUUGACGAAUCAACCGAAGAAUCAAUAAUAUCUCCAUAUUAUUCGUGGUCAUCGCAUUCAUUACCAAUUACCGAUAUAGUAUGUGGCAUUGGUAAUUUUCAUACGUCAAGAGUGUUAACCUCAUCAUUGGAUAAUACGUGCAAGUUAUGGGACUUGUUAACAGGCUCUCUAUUGACAACUUUCAUAUUUCCUACAAAUAUCACAUGUCUUGCUUUUGAUCCCGCAGAAAGAAUGUUCUUUGCUGCUGGUGGUAGUGUUAAUGGAGGUGAUAAUAACCUAAUAUACCAGGUGAAUUUGUUUCGCGAACGAGAGACAAGAGGAUAUCAACCGGACAAUCCAAACGCUGCCAUUUCUACUAGAAUCAAUAAUAGGGAGAUUGAGUCUGUUGGUGGUGGUGGAGCUGUUGAAGGUGUUGCUAUUGAAGACAGCAAUACUAAAGGAGGAUUGGGAUUAGUUGCUGGAAUUACCGCGAUUAGAUUAUCAUAUGAUUUUACUAUUCUUUUAUCAGCAUCCGAAGAUGGAAAUGUAUUGGUUUGGGAUAUUGCCAGUCGACAACUGUUAAAAACGUUUACAUAUCACAAAGGACCAGUAACGAAUCUUGCAAUUUUUCAUAAGCCACCCGAUCUUUCUACGAUAGGUUCCUCUAAAAAAAUUUCAAUACCUCACAUAUCACCGUUCAAAAAAGUUCAACAACAGUCAUCUUUUCCGGAUCAACUUUUAGAGAAUUCAGAUGAGGUGGUUACCGUUUCACUUAAUUCUUCGAAUGAGAAUGUAGAUUCGUUUAUUGGUCCUGAUAUUAGUAAUCAAGCGGGUAUUCUCUCUACCGAAUACCAUGAUAUCGAGAAAGCUAAACUCUCAUUAAAGGAUUUACAGUCUCGCGACACAGUAGCCGCACUUAACUCACGAAUUUCCGAAUUACAGUUCGAGUUAUUACGAAUCCAAGAUCAUUAUCAACAAGUCAAAGGAUUACAUGAUGAAAUGUAUCAAGGCUUGGUAGAGGAAUUUAUGCGACAGAGAAAACGGCAAUAG
Ambispora leptoticha is the source of this 1380-nucleotide messenger RNA. NCBI's taxonomy places the organism in Eukaryota, Fungi, Glomeromycota, Glomeromycetes, Archaeosporales, Ambisporaceae. The record is from the annotation of a GenBank genome assembly.